CCUCCAUAGUCCAUUUCUCCAUUCCUUCACCAAAAAUAGCAAAUUCCAAAAAUCAUCAAAAAAAAUAAAAUUAUGUUCUUGAUUAUUUUUUUUAUUUUGUAAAAAAUAAAAAUAAAAUAAAAUGGGUGGUGUAUCAUCAACAAUUGCAUCAAAAUUAGCCUUUUUUCCACCAGAAGCAUCAUAUCAAGUUGAUAUAGAUGAACAAACACAAAAAUUGAAACUUUUAGGUGUGUCUCAAAGUGAAAAAGGUGAAGUUUCAAUUGUACAAACAAAGAAGGGUCAUUACAUUUUUUCAGUUUUUGUUAGGAACAAAGGUGCAACAAUGACACUUCUUUAUUCACAUGGAAAUGCUGCUGAUAUAGGCCAAAUGUUUCAAUUUUUCGUUGAACUAAGCGAUCGAUUACGCGUAAAUGUCAUGGGAUAUGAUUAUGCUGGAUAUGGAAGGUCUAAUGGAGAACCAAGUGAGCAGAACACAUAUGCUGAUAUAGAAGCUGUUUACAAAUGUCUAAAAGAGAUUUAUGAAGUGAAAGAAGAAGACGUUAUAUUAUAUGGACAAUCAAUUGGAAGUGGUCCAACUCUUGAAUUAGCAACAAAAUUACCUCAAAUUAGAGGUGUAAUUCUGCAAAGUGCAAUACUUUCCGGGCUUCGAGUUAUGUAUCGUAUAAAGUAUUCUCUCUGGCUUGAUAUUUACAAGAACAUUGAUAAAAUCCCAAAUGUUAGCUGUCCCGUUCUUGUGAUUCAUGGUACAGAAGAUGACAUAGUUGAUAUUUCACAUGGUAAAAAGCUUUGGGAGCUGAGUAAAAUGAAGUAUGAACCUUUAUGGGUAAAAGGAGGAAAUCAUUGUGACUUGCAAGUUUUUCCUCAGUUUUUUACUCAUCUCAAGAAGUUCAUAAUUUCAUUGGAAAGACAGUCAGAUUAUUGCCAAACUGUUGAGGAGAGUAUAAUAAACUUAGAUUAUACUCUUGAUAUUACGAACGAAAUCAAGUGUAGACCAAGUAUUGAAGAGAUUGAGAAGUCGUCGAGAAUCAGUACUGAACAAAAAGAUCAGAUCAUUCCAAUAAGGCCUAGCACAGACAGCAAAUUGAAGCCAAGAAUUAGUUUUGACAAGAGGGAAAAACCAAGAAGAAGUAUGGAUUACUUUGGGAAAUCAAGAAGUAGCACUGAUCAAUCUGAGAGAGGGCGGAACAGCAUUGACCGAUUUGGAGACAUGAUGAGAUCAGUAGCAAUGUGCAAUAUUGACUGUUUAAAACAGACACUAGCAGAGGAGGACUAAUACAACUAAAGUCUUUUAAAAUAUUGUUAUUAGUCGUGUAUGCAAAAGCAAAUUUUUAAAAAUCAUGUAUGGACCACAUUGAUAUAUUAUAUCACUACCUACAUGUUUAUGAUUUGAAUAUGUUUUUCGGGGAGCCCGAGAGCUA
Molecule: messenger RNA, 1418 nt
Organism: Solanum lycopersicum (tomato)
Lineage: Eukaryota; Viridiplantae; Streptophyta; Magnoliopsida; Solanales; Solanaceae
Source: RefSeq, a predicted model, not a curated record